Molecule: messenger RNA, 1335 nt
Organism: Nerophis lumbriciformis (worm pipefish)
Lineage: Eukaryota; Metazoa; Chordata; Actinopteri; Syngnathiformes; Syngnathidae
Source: RefSeq, a predicted model, not a curated record
AUGACAUCGGAAGCCAAAAGAGCCAAGAUAGAUGAUGACACUCCCCUACUUAACUUCCUCCGGUGGUGUAACGGCGUCGGUCUUGGGCUCAGCUCUAAGGUACGAGUGAGCAAAGAAGGCACUGUAGCCGAAUAUGGGAUGUUGGCUCAGGACGACAUCGAGGUUGGUGAGGUAUUGUUCACCAUCCCCAGAGCAGUUCUUCUUCACCAAGGGACAACAAGCGUCUCAGCACUGCUGGAGAAAGAAAGGGUCUCCCUGGAGAGCUCGUCAGGGUGGGUGCCCCUUCUGCUGGCUCUUCUGUAUGAAUACACUACACCACAAUCCAAAUGGAAACCAUAUCUGUCAUUAUGGACUGACUUCAAGAUGCUAGAUCAUCCCAUGUUCUGGUCCAAAGCGGAGCGAGACAGACUGCUGAUGGGAACUGGAAUACCAGAGGCAGUGGACAAAGACCUGGCCAACAUCCAAAGGGAAUACAGAGAUGUUGUCCUGCCCUUCAUGGCCAAGCAUCCCGAUAUAUGGAACCCGCUCACGCACACACUGGAGCUGUAUAUGCAACUGGUGGCUUUUGUCAUGGCAUACAGUUUCCAAGAGCCACAAGAAGAGUUAGAGGAGGAUGACGAAGAGGAAGAAGAAGAUGAGAAGGCCCCAAAUCCACCUAUGAUGGUUCCUAUGGCUGACAUGCUUAACCAUGUGUCCAAGCACAAUGCCAAUCUGGAGUUCACCCCUGACACUUUGAAGAUGGUGUGCGUGUGCCCCAUCAAGAAAGGAGAGGAGGUGUUCAACACAUAUGGGCAGAUGGCCAACUGGCAGUUACUGCACAUGUACGGUUUCACUCAACCGUAUCGCAACAACGCAGACGACACGGUUGACAUUCCUGUUGCCAACCUACACAAAGCGGCUGCAAAAGAUGGUGAUCAGCAGCUGUUGAAGGAGAUGUGGGAGGUGCUACAGGAGAAAGGAGCAUUUGUCUUUGGAAAAAACGGCUGCCUCACUGACAUGGAACUACAUAACACACUCAAGAUGCUGUGCAUGUCCAGGGAGGAGUUUGUAGAGUUCAAAGACAAUGAUGGCUGGGAGGAUGACGAAGAUGAGGAAGAGAUUUCUCAAGCCUUCUCCAAUGAAGGGCUCCCGGGAUUAACGAGCAAGUGGAAGCAGUAUAUCCACGAAGCAGCACGUCUGACUGUGGAGGGCUACCACAACAUAGACAGAGACCGGGUCCUGAUGGAGGAACGGGCUUUGCUGGAAGGUUUGAGCAGCAGGCAAAGGAACGCACUUCACGUCCGAUAUGGACAGAAAACCAUUCUGGAAAAAGUCAUGGAGCUCACAAAGACAUGA